Dermatophagoides pteronyssinus (European house dust mite) is the source of this 539-nucleotide messenger RNA. Its product is annotated as ATP synthase F(0) complex subunit g, mitochondrial-like. The record is from RefSeq and is a predicted model, not a curated record. Gene Ontology annotation, molecular function: proton transmembrane transporter activity. NCBI's taxonomy places the organism in Eukaryota, Metazoa, Arthropoda, Arachnida, Sarcoptiformes, Pyroglyphidae. Gene Ontology annotation, biological process: proton motive force-driven ATP synthesis.
AACGCGAGGUUAAGUUGUUAAAGUUUGGUCAUUCAAUUCACUGUGUGAGUUGUGUUUGGUUUGGUUUUGUUGAUUUGGAAUUUUGUUGAUAAUUUAUCGAAUAAUAAACAAAUAAUUUUCGAAAAGAAAAAUGUCAAAAUUAGCCGCUAAAAUUCCCGUUCUUAUGGCUGCCGCAAAGCCAAAACUUCGUGAAUUUAAUCGUUUUGCUAAAACAGAAUUAUAUCCACCAACACCAGCUGAUAUACCUGCAAUUGUAAAAGGAUUUUCUAAUCUUGUAAGCGGUACAAUGUCGAUGCGUUGGACACGAUUACCAGUCAAAGAAGCAUGGCUUAAUACAUUGAUCGGUAUUGAAGUUAUGUGUUGGUUUUUUGUUGGCGAAGUUAUUGGAAAACGAAACCUAAUUGGUUAUAAUGUCUAAAAUAAAUAAAUAAACAAACAAAUUAUCAUUAUAGUUGUAAAAUCAAUAGCCAAUUAUGUUAUUUCAGAAUUUUAACAACAUUUCAAAAAAUAAAAGAAAUAAAGAAUUCUUAUUAAUGCAA